ACGCGGAACACGCGGUCCGCGCGGCAUUACGUCGCGCACCGCCGACCGCGACUGACGUUUGAUGCGGGAGAGAGUUGAUGGUCGCCCCACCGUCGAUUGUCGACUGCGAUCACGAUGACGCGGCCGUCCGUCGAAGGAAACGUCAGUGGGUGUUACGCAGGAAAAGUGCGCCGUUUGUUCCGUGUGUAAUGCCGCGUGACGUUAUUAUCGGAUUCGUGGAAUCGACGUCUGGACCGUUGUCGUCCCGUUGGCAACAACCUGUCGGAAUAGAUCGCGAUCAAACGAGGAUAGGCAGUGCCGCUGGCGAUUGAGUGUCCCGAGAAAUAGAGAGAGAGAGAGAGAGAGAAAGAAGGAAAUAAAUACGAACACGCGGUGACGAUUAUUAACCGAUCGUUGAAUAAACUAUUGAUAGACAGUGAUAAAUGUACUUUUAAUCGCCGGACUCUCUACGGUCACGCGUCGCGUAAGAAAGUGCAACGGUACAUCGCGAGAAAACAGUUGCCGCGUCGGAUCAUGAGGCAAAACCGGAACCGGUGAUUCCGCGGUUCGAAACUCCCGCCUGUAACUAUGACGAUCUCGCGAUCAAUGGUGAGAAUCGAUGCAAUCGUCGAGGAAGAAGAACGACUGAUCAGUUACGUACGGCGUGCGACACGCCGGCAAUACGCCUGCCGGGUAGAUUGGUAGCAAGAGGGAGGACGCAAAGUCGCCUUCGUCGGCGAGAAUCCUAAGUGAAAAUCACGACGUCCCGGCCGGGGAGCACAUCCUUGGGCGACGUUGGGCGGCUACUGGCCGAUGGGAUGCAUCUACCGGUGGGUUCCGUGGGCUGCGGGGAGAAUUACGGCACCGUUGGAUCCCACGAAGGCGCCGGCCCGUGCGGUCCCUCCCUGGCGCCGCUGCAAGGUGUAAACAGCAGGUACCACCAGGUAGACGACGUCGACGCCGGAGGUGGAGGCGGCGAGAUGAGCGAGAGUGCCGCCGUCGGCGAAUUGUGGUGGACCGAAAGACUCGUCGGCGAAGCGCAGGCCGAACAUCCUGGAGAACUAGUUAGGACAGGAUCGCCGUACUUUUUAUGCAGUCAGCUGCCAACGCAUUGGCGGUCCAACAAGACGCUUCCAGUGGCGUUCAAAGUAGUCGCUCUUGGGGAAGUUGGCGACGGGACUUUGGUGACGGUUCGCGCGGGCAAUGACGAGAACUGUUGCGCGGAACUACGAAACUCCACCGCGUUGAUGAAGAAUCAAGUCGCCAAGUUCAAUGACCUUAGGUUCGUCGGUAGGAGCGGUAGAGGAAAGAGUUUCAGCAUCACCAUUACCGUGUCGACAACGCCGCCCCAAGUGGCGACCUACACGAGGGCGAUUAAAGUAACCGUCGAUGGACCACGGGAGCCGCGAUCGAAAACGAGACAGCAACAUCAGCAAUUCCGUGCGCUCGGCCUAGGACAAAGACCUUUCCUCGACGCGCCGACCUCGUUCAGGUCCCACCUGCGAGAACUCGAAUCUUUCGGGAGGAAUAAGCAUCACCAUCAUCACAGUGGCAGUCACUUACACGACCAGCAGACCGGCAACAAUGUCACCGCGAAUUCGGUUAGCGGUGCCUGCACCAACCCCAACAACACCGACCCGACCGCAUCGCCGGCUUCCAGUACACACCUCGGGGCUACUGGCGGCUCCUCUGUUCAUCAGGAUUGCUACAAACGCAGUCCUCAACAUGGCGAUACGGGCGUAGGUACCACGGAAUGGACUUAUCCAUCCACAGCGCCGACUUAUCCGGCUCCCCCCGUCAGCAGCAGCGGAUCUUAUUCCCCUUUACCAGGCGGUGCGUUCUCGUAUCCCGGAGAAUCAUUGUCGCAUCAUCCGACGACGGAACCAGUACCGUUGCCAACCGUGCUUUCCUCGGAGAAUCAGCAGGAUACCUACACGCCGAACUGCGUGUCCAUGUACUCGGGACACGGCACUUCGCCGACCACCUCCUUGCCGCUGGUGCCGACCAGACCCAGCGACCCUGACAUCUUCGCCGGCAGUGGUACGGGCAAUGCGGGCAGUCCCGGUUAUCACUACGGUUCCUGGACACCUGGUCCGGCCACUCCGGUCCCGGUUGCUUCCCACAAUUACAAUCCCAAUUAUCAAGGUUACUACAACAAUCCGAGUCAGAAUUACAUCACAGGUCCGGCACCUAUGGUCCUCUAUCCUCAACUCUACAGCACCGUCAAUCAGAACCAGAUUCAUUUACACCUGCAUGGCGAUCUGAGCGAGGAACAAGUCACUAUAGCAGGUGGUAAUCUCACCAUCAGCAGCAUCCGAGAGAUCGGCGUGCUUGGGGAAGAGAGCGAGCAGAGAAACGAUGUAUGGAGACCAUACUAAGAGAAGAAGAGGUAUCUACCGAUAUGAUUAUAUAAAAUCGUCAGCGACGUUAUCGUGCGUGAAUUUUUAUUUCGCGAGUUUCUGAUUGUGACAGUGUAAUCUUUGGUUAGUGCAGUGACGACAUAUAAAUAUUGAACAAAGAUAGCAGGAUGUACGUGGAAUCCCCUUUUUGGGAGGAAAAAUGUGCGCAAGACACUCCGUCAUUUGCUGUCAGCCAGCUCCUUCGCAACCAUCCGUGCGAGUUGUUGAGCAACUUUAAGAGCUCAUUGUCAGUUGGAAUAAGCGAUAUCCGGUGUUUCGUGAGUAAGUGAUCGCGUAUGAAAGUGAAAAUUAUUGACUCGUUCAUGUCGAAUAUGUGAGAUAAAGUAGAGAAACUUUUGGUUAAAAAAAAAAAAAAAAAAUGCACAACUUAUGAACAAUCAACGAGAAGAUCAACGGGUAGAUCUCGAAUAUCUCUCUCGAUCCAUCUUAAUUAAUCGAAACGUGAGACUAAUCAGUGACUGUUUGCUCGUUUUCGAUAUAAAAUCGAGCCUGAGAAUACCGUUUGAUUCUUGAUAUUAGUCAAACGCUGUAACGUUGUAAAUAUACAAAUAUUUUCAGAAAUGAAAUAAAGUCUGGCCCGAUAGGUU
Messenger RNA from Cataglyphis hispanica, 2986 nucleotides. RefSeq names its product protein lozenge-like. The transcript is spliced from 6 exons. The record is from RefSeq and is a predicted model, not a curated record. Bases 798 to 2357 code for a protein of 519 amino acids. Gene Ontology annotation, molecular function: ATP binding; RNA polymerase II cis-regulatory region sequence-specific DNA binding; DNA-binding transcription factor activity, RNA polymerase II-specific. Gene Ontology annotation, biological process: regulation of DNA-templated transcription. Gene Ontology annotation, cellular component: nucleus. NCBI's taxonomy places the organism in Eukaryota, Metazoa, Arthropoda, Insecta, Hymenoptera, Formicidae.